CUGGCCGGAUUAUCUUCGCCCUGAAGUAAGACUUAAAGCAAUCAUGAAAAAAUCAUUCUAUUUUCUUGCUGGGCUCUGCGCAUUCAUCGGCAUUCUGCAUACUUGCUUCACCAAAGAAGCUUAUCAGACCAAAGCAGUGAAUCUUCACAAUCAGUAUCGUCGAAAGCAUCAUGCACCAGCUCUACGGAUGGACAAUGAGCUCAACUCGUUGGCAGUGAAAUGUGCUGACUACUAUGCAAGGAAGGAAGCAAUAGACUUCUCUUGUCCUUACAAAGGCGAUGUCGGAGAAAAUCUGGCUAGUGUAGAUGGUGGUAACUGUAAUAGCAACCAACUUGCAGUGAGGGCGAGUAAGGGUUGGUACAGCGGAGUUAAAUUCUUCAACGACAACUACGCCAGACAUUAUCACGAAAUUUUGAGCUUUAUCCAAAUGGUUUGGAAAGAUACGCAGAAAUGCGGCUUCGGCUAUGCUCGAACGAUUAUUGUGUUUUUGUUGGUUUGUACAGUCCAAAGGGAAACUAUGUUGAUGGAAUUGAAGAAAAUGUUCUUGAGCCUUAGAUAAACUGGGAAAGACCAAUAAAGCAACCAAA
Bradysia coprophila is the source of this 587-nucleotide messenger RNA. Its product is annotated as Golgi-associated plant pathogenesis-related protein 1-like. The record is from RefSeq and is a predicted model, not a curated record. Lineage: Eukaryota; Metazoa; Arthropoda; Insecta; Diptera; Sciaridae.